Messenger RNA from Mesorhabditis belari, 762 nucleotides. The record is from the annotation of a GenBank genome assembly. NCBI's taxonomy places the organism in Eukaryota, Metazoa, Nematoda, Chromadorea, Rhabditida, Rhabditidae.
AUGUACAUUGGACUCAACCUAACGACCGCCUCUUCAUUUCAAAUGUUACGAGGAGCUGUCAUUAUCUUUACGGGACUUCUCUCAGUUGGCAUGCUUCGUUAUCGAUUUCAACCAUUCAAAUGGUUCGGCAUGCUUUUUGUGACACUGGGACUUGUCGUUGUUGGAGUGACUGACAUUGUUUAUGACGACUCGACAACCGAUGACACAAAUGGGAUCAUCACCGGCAAUCUUCUCAUCAUUAUGGCUCAGAUUAUCGUCGCUAUCCAAAUGGUUUACGAGCAAAAAUAUCUCCAGCAAUACGAUGUGCCAGCUCUUUUCGCUGUCGGUCUUGAAGGUUUAUUUGGGAUGACGAUCUUGGAUGUUAUCUUUGCAAUGAAAGAAAUUGGGGAAUGCCCGCUAAUUGCCGUGGCUCUUGGUGGCACAAUUGUCAGCAUUGCAUUUUUCAACUUCGCCGGAGUAUCGGUCACUAAAGAGCUCUCGGCAACAACAAGAAUGGUUCUCGAUUCAGUGCGCACAUUGAUCAUUUGGAUUGUUUCAAUUCCAUUCUUUGAUGAAAAAUUCAUUCCAGUCCAGAUCCUCGGUUUUGCAUUGUUGCUUCUUGGAAUGUUUGUCUAUAACGACAUUUUCUUCGGUCCUUUCACUCGUCGUCAUAUCAUUCCACGAAUGGGAGAAGACAAUCCGUUGACCACUUGCUGCUUUAACUUCUGUGGUGCGGAUACGACAGAAAUCGAUCGUCAACAACUCAUCGAUGAAGAUGAGGCU